Messenger RNA from Brettanomyces nanus, 1062 nucleotides. RefSeq names its product AMP-activated serine/threonine-protein kinase regulatory subunit (gene SNF4). Bases 1 to 1062 code for a protein of 353 amino acids. The transcript has a single exon. Lineage: Eukaryota; Fungi; Ascomycota; Pichiomycetes; Pichiales; Pichiaceae. The record is from RefSeq and is a predicted model, not a curated record.
AUGCAGAAUCAAUAUGAAAAUAAUGGAGAGCAACUGCAGCAGGGAUUGGAGCAACCGCAAGAGCCACCAUUAAAUCAGCGGGGUAUGAUAGCGCACCCUAAUCUACUGUCCACACUGUCUCCAGAUCAGAUCCGAAGGGACCAGCGGAUAGGGUUACAUGCAAUCAGAGAAUUUCUACAGAGCAAAACAUCAUUUGAUGUUCUUCCUGUUUCCUACAGAGUUAUAGUUUUUGAGACGUCAUUAUUAGUGAAAAGAGCAUUGAACAUUUUGCUUCAAAACAGUAUUGUUUCCGCACCUCUCUGGAACAGUAAGACGUCGAGAUUUGCAGGUUUGUUAACGUCUAAUGAUUUCAUCAAUGUGAUUCAAUACUACUCUCAGAAUCCCACCCAGUUCCAGUUCAUAGAUAAUCUUACAUUAGACGGACUCAGAGAUGUUGAGAAAGCCGUUGGUACUCCAUCCCUGGAAACAGUGUCAAUCCAUCCUUUUAAACCAUUGUAUGAUGCUUGUGUGAAGAUGAUUCAAAGUUCUGCUCGAAGAAUUCCGUUGAUUGAUGAGGACGAGAACACACAUCGAGAAAUUGUCGUGAGUGUUUUAACCCAGUACAGAAUUCUUAAAUUUGUCAGUAUGAAUUGCAAAGAGACAAAGAUACUACUACAGCCAUUACAUGAACUAAACAUGGGUACGACUACUAAUAUUUCUGCUGCAAAAUUGGAGACUCCAGUGAUGGAGGUUAUUAAUUUAAUGAUUCAGAAAUCAAUCUCUUCUGUUCCCAUAGUGGAUGAGCAGGAUAAGUUGAUCAACGCUUACGAAGCAGUUGAUGUUCUCACACUUAUUAAGGGAGGAUUAUAUGCGGAUCUUACGUUGAGUGUUGGAGAAGCACUGCUAAAGAGAUCUGAAGAUUUCGAAGGUGUUUAUACAUGCACUUUGAACGAUAGUGUAUUCGCCAUCUCAGAAACCAUAAGAAAGGCUAGAGUACAUAGAUUGUUCAUUGUAGAUGAUGACGGGAAAUUGUUGGGUGUGCUCACUCUCAGCGAUAUUUUAAGAUAUAUACUUUUCUCUUAA